AUGUCAACAGAAUACUAUUCGGAGACCAAGUCCUUGGCAAAGCAAGCGCCGGGGCUGGACCAAGACUGGCCCAACACGUACCUGCGGCCGCUGCUGGAGUGUAUGGGCCUCGCAGAUGAACUUUAUGGACAUUCGACCUUGGCCUGCUGCGAGAUUAUCGCCGAGAUGUGCUACAAGGAGGUCCCGAUGCUUUGCCACCAGCUGACAGGCGACAAGGAGCUGAUGGAUCUCUUCCAGGCCGUGUGCCGCCAGCACAUGGGACCUGGCACGUUCGAAGUCAUCACGACAUCGACGCCGAUCCUCGUGAAGUUCCUGGCCCUCUCCAUCGACGUUGUUUCGAAAAAGUGCCUCCUCACGUCCCAGGAGGCGCUGCUAUCCAGUGCCCGGCUGGAGGAGGCGACGCUGGCAAGCGCAAUGCUGGCUGUGGCGGCAAGCCGCAAGAGCGAGGAAGACGAGCCCGCACCCUCCCAGGACGCCGCCGAUGCCAUCUUCACCCUCGCAACGCCGAGCCGGGCUGGCAGCAUGUCGCAAGCGAUGUCGCCGGCGAUGCCCCGCCCGAUGCCACAUGGCAUGGCGCAGCCCGGAAACGUCGCCUGUGGAUGGAUGAUGUACUCUGGAUAUCUAGGUCAGAAUUGGUGGUGGAAUCAGCAGACCGGCCAGCGCUUGCCGGUCGAGGAUGCCUGA
Messenger RNA from Symbiodinium natans, 684 nucleotides. Lineage: Eukaryota; Dinophyceae; Suessiales; Symbiodiniaceae. The record is from the annotation of a GenBank genome assembly.